AAAUGAGUCAACGGUCACGUGACCACAAUAGCUUGGGUUCAUCGCGGCAUGAUUGGCUCGUUUCAUCGUUUGCGUGCGUUUUACUGAGAAGAGCAAGGAGUUCUUUCGCCUUUCGUGUGGAAAAUACAUUAUUGUGUGUCAAAGUUUGUUAUUGUGACAAAAAUGUAUCCCACUAAGUAUACAAAAACAAGAAAAACUGUAACAUCUUCAUCAAAUGCUAGUGUUGUGUCAUCAGAGCAAAGCCCGCUACAAUCUAGCACUCCUGUAGGAAGCCGCCCUUCUAGUUCUGCCGGUCGUCCAAGCAGUCCACUUAGUCCUACCAGGCAAAGCCGUUUGCAAGAGAAAGAUGCAUUACAAAAUCUCAACGACAGGUUGGCUGCCUAUAUCGAUAAAGUACGCCAGUUGGAGAGUGAGAAUUCGGGAUUACGUCGUGAAAUACAAACCACACAGGAGGUGGUCACCCGCGAGGUUUCCAACAUUAAAGGAAUGUACGAGCAUGAACUCCAAGAUGCCAGGAAACUGUUAGAUGAUACAUCUCGAGAGAAAGCUAAACUUGAAAUUGAUUUGAAGAGAUUGUACGAAGAGAACGACGACCUGAAGAAGCGCCUAGACAAGAAGACAAAAGACUGCACUCAAGCAGAGAAUUUGGCGCGUCACUACGAGACUCGUUUCACUGAGGAAAGCAACAAAUACAAUACUGCCCUUGCUGAUAAGAAGAAAGCGCAAGAUGAGGCAAAGGACCUCGCCAAGGAGUUGGAGAAGCUGCGUAAAUUAUAUGCUGAUACCCGUAAGACUUUGGAAGAGGAGAUGCUCUGUCGCAUUGAUAUGGAAAAUACGGUGCAAAGUCUCAGAGAGGAGCUUUCCUUCAAAGACCAGGUGUUCCAACAGGAGCUGCAGGAGACUCGCACUCGUCGUCAAGUGGAAAUCUCUGAGAUCGAUGGUCGCCUCGCUCAACAAUAUGAGGCCAAACUACAGCAGAGUCUACAGGAAUUACGCGAACAACAGGAGGCAAACAUCAAGGCGAAUCGCGAAGAAAUCGAAGCGCUUUAUGAAAAUAAGUUGAAGAAUCUCCAGAAUGCAGCUAGCCGCAACAGCAACGCUGCAACAGUGGCCGUCGAGGAACUGCGCACAAUGCGCACUCGCAUCGAUUCCCUCAACUCUCAGCUGAAUGAUUUAGAGAACAAAAAUGCUGCUCUUAGCAACCGUUGCCGCGAACUCGAGCGUCAAUUGGAGUCGGAACGCGCCCGCCACGCCGAGGACCUCGCCUCCCUCGAGCAGGAGCUGGCCAGGCUCCGGGACGAAAUGGCCGCCCAGCUGCGGGAGUACGCCACGCUCAUGGACAUCAAGAUAUCGCUCGACCGUGAAAUCUCUACCUACAGAGCACUUCUUGAAGGAGAGGAAGACAGGUUAAACCUGACAUCUCAGUCGCCGGGGCGAGAGUCUCGCGCGUCAGGCAGCGGCAGCGCGUCGGCCAGCGGGUCCCGCGUCACGCCGUCCCGCCGCGCCACGCCGCUGCGCGCCGCACGCAAGCGCACCCUGCUCGACGAGACCGAGGAGCGCUCGCUGCAGGACUUCAGCGUCACCUCCAGCGCCAAGGGAGACCUCGAGGUCGCCGAGGCCUGCCCCGAUGGAACGUUCGUGAAGAUCAGGAACAAGGGCAAGAAGGAAUUAAGCCUCGGCGGAUAUCAGAUCCUGCGCAAGGCGGGUGAUCAAGAAACCGUGUUCAAAUUCCAUCGCACCGUGAAGCUGGAGCCGGGCGCCGUGAGCACGGUGUGGUCGGCCGACACGGGCGCCUCGCACGACCCGCCGCACGACAUCGUCAUGAAGGGACAGAAGUGGUUCGUGGCCGAUACCUUCACCACGGCUCUGCUCAACAACGAACAGGAGGAAGUCGCAAUUUCUGAACGUCAACGACGACAGAUAAGCACGAGCGCACAGAGACACCGCGAGCUCGCACACAAGUAUCCGCGCCGAGAACAGAUCGGAGAGAUCCGCGAAGGUGAAGAGAAUUGCCGCAUCAUGUAAAGAGUCGUCGGUCACGCCCUGGACAAAUCCAUCCGGGUGAAGAUACUCGGUGCCUCAUAUUUCUUCCUUUGGGAUCUUUCGACUCUGCCCUAUGGGCAAUAUCUAACUCUAGAACAACUUUUCAGCCAGCUUCAGCGCUCUGUCUGUCAUAUUUGUGGUUUGUUUCAUAAAGUAGUUUUAAAGAAAAUAAGGUGCCUCGGAAAGUACAAAGCUUUAGACGUAACCGAUAUAAUGUCCUAUUUUAAAUUUCUUUGACGUCAUUUAUGUUUUUCGUAAUAAUACUGCAUAGUGGGUGGGUCUUCUUUCAGUGAAUCAUUUUAUUACAUUUAUCUCUUGAUUGUGACAUUUUGUGUUUGUUAAAAAGCUUUCGUCGACACAGCGCUGAAACUGCCGUAAAUUGACUAUAAUAUUAAUAGUGAAACUGUGGCCCUGUUGUACGCGUAUUGAAAAACCUAAUUUCAAAUUUGAACAUUGAACCAUGGAAAUUGUCGUCGGGAAACAGUUCCAAAAUUAAGUUAUCGUCUAUUAUACAUAUAUUAUUAUAUAAGUUUAAAAUAUUUUGAUAAUCACAUUGACAGAGAAAUGUAUUACGGCGACAUAAGUGUUCUUUUUUUUAAAAAUAACAUUAGGUAUAUAUGUAGGUGCGUAGGAACACCGCAACUUGGUGUAUUUUUUACGUGAACAAAGUACAAAGUGAGUUCACUAUAUUAUUGGUAAGUAUAAAAUAUCAAAUCUUUUAUUAAUAUAUACCCACCCCGCACUAAGCCGUAGCGAAUAAGAAGUUUUAUGUCAUUAAUUUAAUAAUUUCCUUCGCGCUUCAUAGUGAAACGGUAGAUAAAAUCUAUCAACGUAAUUAUAAUUAGUGACAUUGAACUGGAAUCAUUGUAAUAGGUUAAGUGAUAAAUAACAGUAUCGAAAGUGAAUUAUCAAACAAACGGAAGAUCAUAAACCACAUGAACAGGACAGGUGCAAGUCUCAAAUGAAAGGCUCUCAAUGUAAAAGAAAAAGCAUUUAUGAAAAUAAAAAUGUUAAAUUUAAGUAAAUACAAUUAAUUUGCUAUAAACUAGUUUAUAUUCUGUUUAGUAUAAAAUUGUGUUUUCUACAUUCACAUGGAUUUUUGUUUUCUAAUCAUCAAGAAGAAUCUUUGUUUUCACGAUUGUUUUAAAUUUAUCACAAAGUAAUCAUGAGCACUUUAAAUUUGGACCCAAUUUGUAUUUGCCAUGUGUAAUACAUAUUAAUAAAGUUUUAAGUGGA
Bombyx mori (domestic silkworm) is the source of this 3279-nucleotide messenger RNA. Its product is annotated as lamin-C. The transcript has 10 exons. The coding region runs from base 163 to 2025 and encodes 620 amino acids. Gene Ontology annotation, molecular function: structural constituent of cytoskeleton. Gene Ontology annotation, cellular component: nuclear envelope; nuclear lamina. The record is from RefSeq and is a predicted model, not a curated record. Gene Ontology annotation, biological process: nuclear migration; protein localization to nuclear envelope; heterochromatin formation. Lineage: Eukaryota; Metazoa; Arthropoda; Insecta; Lepidoptera; Bombycidae.